This is a messenger RNA of Musa acuminata AAA Group (dessert banana), 665 nucleotides long. RefSeq lists its product as uncharacterized. Lineage: Eukaryota; Viridiplantae; Streptophyta; Magnoliopsida; Zingiberales; Musaceae. The transcript has a single exon. The record is from RefSeq and is a predicted model, not a curated record. Bases 94 to 549 code for a protein of 151 amino acids. Gene Ontology annotation, cellular component: mitochondrion.
CAACCCAGCCCCCAAACACCCCCUCAUCAAAACCCUAGCUGUCGAUCGAUCGUAUCAUCGAGCCGUUGGCCGGAACCCAAAUCCUUGCCCAAGAUGGCGUUCACGGGGCGGUUGCGCGAGCUGAUGAAGAAGUACGGGAAGGUGGCGCUCGGCGUCCACCUCUCCGUCUCCUUCGCAUCCAUCACCGGCUUCUACGUCGCCAUCAAGAACAACGUCGACGUCGAGUCCGUCUUCGAGAGGGUCGGCCUCUCGUCGGGCGUCUCGGAGAAGGAUCGCGCUGCUGAUACCUCCUCAUCCUCCUCUUCCUCUUUCCCCUCAGGCGACGCGGUCAUCUUGGACGGCGUUGACUCUUCGGCGCCGAGGGAGGAGCAGCAGCAACGGAGAAGGAACAGGACGGCGGAGCUGGCGGCGUCCAGCGGCGGAGCCCUAGCUCUGGCGAUACUCUGCAACAAGGCCCUGUUUCCGGUUCGGGUCCCGAUAACGAUCGCCCUCACGCCGCCGAUAGCCCGGUUCCUGGCGAGGAGGAACCUCCUCAAGAAUCACGUGUGAUAACUCUGCCCAAAUCUGUGAUCCUUUUCACCUUGUGCUUCUUGAUUUGAAAUGCUUUUGGGAAGUAGACAUGCUGAGUUUAUGAAUAGAAAUAAUGGAAAGAUUGCAUUUUGACC